UCCAAGCUCCCUGCCUGCACCCAUACCUCGCGUGGCAGCGGGACUCGCCCAUGGGAACAUGCCACACCCAUCGCAAGGCAUCAUCUCCCCAGACACAACCAUGGCACCGUAUCUUAGCAACCGCCUCAUGGAGCUGGCAAAUGAACAUCACCGAUUGGCCAGUCUUGAAAUGACGUCACCAACAGGUAGAACAAACGGUCCAAGUGGAGAGGGCGAUGGUAAUCGAGUUGGUGUUCGAGGUGGUGAACAGAAGGAGAAAACGGAGACAGAGAAUGAAGAAGAUGAAGGCGUUCAAACGGACGUAGAAUCUCCCACCACAGAAUAUGCAGGUCGGAUGAUGCCGAGAAUCGAACCAGGUGAACAAGAUUUCUUAACGACAUCGCCAUUCGUACAUCCCAUGUCACGUCUGAUGAAAAUGGAACGGUCACGCUCUCGGUCACCGCCUCCAUCCCGAUCGCCACGAUCUCCACGCUCACCACGUUCACCACGAUCACCUCGUGAGCUGUUCGGGGGAGAUCGUGAUGACGCAAGUCAGGAGGAGGAACGAAGAAUUAUGGAAGGUAUGCAGCAGAUGUCUGCAUUUCAUCCAAGCGGCAAAGGUUUUCCACAUCACCUCAUACCGGCCACCUCUCUAGCAGAUAUAUCUCGGGCACCGGUGGCUUCUGCAGCAGCCGCCGCCGCAGCUGCAGCGUCUCGCCUCGCUGCAGCGACGGGGCUCUUCCUUCCCUUCGGAGCAUCUGCAAACGGACCGCACAGUCUCGCUCUCUCGGCCGUAGCCGCGUCUGCCGCCGCUGCUGCAGCCGCGGCGUCCCCGAACCGCGGCGGUUUUCUACCGAUGGGCAGAAAUGACGCAACUGCAUCACAACUCCAGCUGGCGCCCUUCCCACUCUUUGUCAAUUCAGCCACGGGGUGUUGGACCAUGAUAAGACCUAUGGAAUUCACUCAAAACAUGAUGGAUAUGAAGACUUCAUCUUUUACAUGAUGGAUUGUAACUGGAGGAAAGAUCGACAGUCUGGACAAAAUUAUAUAAUUUCCUGCAAAGAAUGAAAAUAAAACGAAUAAGUAGAAUAUAUUCAUUUAAAGUUUAUGAUUAAUUUUGUAUUCAAAUUAGAAUUCGUCCGCUGAUUAUUAGAUUUACAUUAAUGUAUAACAUUCCAUUUAAUUUUGGAAUUUGUUAAGACUUUAUUUCAGUUUGUCUCAUAUAACUACAGAAAUGAAGCGAACCUCAUAGGUACUAAAUGUUUUCACUUAUAUUAUUAUGCACUUGUUUUUCUUUAAAAAUAGUAUGUAAUUUUAUUACUGGUCAAGUGGUUUCACAUUUCAUUAUAAUGAUUUCUUUGACAUCAUCACACCAUUAAGAACUUAGUGAUAGAGUAGGUUCGUUAAUUUAAAACAGGUAGAUAAUGGAAGCUAAUUCCUUUUUUUAAAUGAAUCUAUAGCCCUUUCUUUCAGCAAUUAUCUUCACGUUAUCAUAUUCGAUUUUUCACUUAUUUCAAAAAUUGAUAGACAACGCUUUUAAAAAUUGCCUAAUAAAAAUUUGUCGAAAGUCAUUGCGAUCAUGUCUUUAUAGUCGAUGAAGAAAUUCACAAUGUAUACUGAUUUCUUCAGAAUAACACCAACGUCUAAAAACAAACUGUUACAUGAAUCCAUGUUUAUUUGUGAAAAUGUUUCGUUCAUACCCAACGUAUUACUUAUCAACCUGAAUGUGUGUGAGACAACUCACAUAUUAAUGUCGCAAUAGGCCGAGGAAGAGAAAAAAGGUCAAGUAAAUGCCAAACUUGCUGAACAAAUACAUUGUGGUCCGUUCAAUUUACGUUUCUUGCUCAUCGGUGUAUUUGGCUACAAAUUUAGUCAUAAUCCCGAUUCGUGCUAGCAAUCGGAUCAAAUUUUGGCUACUUUCAAAUACCUGCAAAUGCCCACUAAUACAGAAUUGUAAAAAAGGUCACAUAAUAAUAUGUAAUCCAUUGAAUCAAUUAGCAUUCAAUAUACCUGAAGUAAUGUUGAAGUUGUGAAUUUGAUAUCGGGUUGUUUAUAAAAUAGUCUAGCCGUACGCUUUGCAAAAUAGUGUCACCUGCAAAGUUCAAAGGUGACAGGUUGGAUAAUUUAGUUUUGAUUUUAAAUAGCAUGAAAGAUUGCCUGGGAACAAAAUAAGGAACAAGUUAAUUUAGAUCUAAAAGAUGGAACGCUGGAAUCCACUGAAAACAUUAGGAUGUUGACUGGUACAGUUGCAUCGUAGAUGUAUCAAGCGCUAUAUAAACACAGAAUCUUGUUAUCUAUCAUUACGUCUGCAUGAAUGUAUCGUUAUCCAAGCCGUUAGCAUGAGAUGAUUAUAAUUUUCGACGCAUUUGUUAACUGCAAUUUUCGUUAACCACACCAGCAAUGCAGAGACCAUGGGGGCACCAUGGGUAGGGGCAAGUCACACCCCCGGCUAGUUCUAGUCAAAUACAAUAUCAGAUAUAAAGGUCUUCGUUUGAUUUUCUAGCUUGCUCCUUUUCAUUUUACGAUUGGCCGAGGCUUACUCCUUCUGAUCCUGGUGUCAUCACUGUGCAUAUUAAUUAUUUUUGUUUAAUCCAUUCUUAUAAGAAUAAAAACUUAUAAGAAAUCGACCAUAGAACAUACAAAUUAGUAAAUAUGUAGGCCUAAAUUGAUCCAACGAAUGAUCAACUUUGAAUUUGACUUUAUGUUUUAGGUUGUACUUCGAUCAAUAUGAAAAAUAAAACCUAAAAAAUUGCCAGAAACUAUGAAUUUGCUAACAGAAAACAGAUCCAAAGUACUUUCUUUUGCAUUUAUUGCUUUAUUGUAGUGAGAAUUUGUAGAAUGUCUAUCAUCUUAUAUAUAUUUUGUAUUUGGGCAUUAUUGCUGAAUAUACAGCAGAAUGCACUGUGAAUACCAC
Molecule: messenger RNA, 2893 nt
Organism: Strongylocentrotus purpuratus (purple sea urchin)
Lineage: Eukaryota; Metazoa; Echinodermata; Echinoidea; Camarodonta; Strongylocentrotidae
Exons: 3
Coding region: 59-982 (307 amino acids)
Source: RefSeq, a predicted model, not a curated record